AUGGCAGCUCGGAUACACUCUGACAAUCUCAAAUGGGAUCAGUCUGAAGAACUCUACGAACAAGAUACGGCCAGGCUUCGCAAAACUUCACAAUUUGAAAAAGUCAAAGCUGUUGCAGAAACCGCGUUGGGCACGUCUCUCGAGCGCGCACCACCAUUGGUGACGGGCGGCUUCCACAUGCUCUAUCCCUUUCGACCGGACGGCGGAAGUCCUUCCGCUAAGAUCUUGGUCCGUGUACCAUUCCCGAGUCAAGGCAUUUUCCAUGAAGAGAAUCUAGCCAUGGAGGUCGCGACGGCGAGAUAUCUUGCCCAACACACUCAGCUCCCAAUCCCGAAGGUGUAUCAUUAUGGUGUUGAUCCUAGACCAGGCAUUGCCGUGCUCGAUCCGAAUAUGCCUGAAGGCAAGCUCAAGAGUCUCUAUCGCAAGAUGGCAGAAUGUGUGCUGCAGCUUGCGCAGCCUAGCUUUCCGUGCAUUGGAGCUCUUGUCGAAACAAGCCCCGGGUCAGGAUCUCAACGUAUAACCGGACGGCCCAUCACUCUGAACAUGAUCAACAUGGUCCAACUGUCUAACGUACCCAAAUCCAUCUUUCCGCCUAAAGGUACUACGUAUAGAACCACCGAUGAGUGGUACAUGGUCUUGGCUGAGCAGCAAAUGGCAACACUCCUUUUUCAGCACAACGAUAUUAUCUCGUCACGGGAUGAUUGCAGGACCAAGUACGUCGCGCGCCAGCUUUUUCGCAGGUUGGCCAAACAAGGCCGACUGUCGAGUUAUGGCUUUGCUGAAGAUGACUGGUCCGCCCGCGCUAAACACAGCCCUGCAACACUGCCAAUGCCCAGCAACUCGGGCUCGUUUCGCUUGUGGUGCGAUGACUUCAGGCCGGCGAAUGUUCUUGUUACCGAGAAUGAUGAAAUCGCUGCAGUCUUUGACUGGGAAUUCACGUUUGCCGGGCCGACGCAGCUCGUGCUAGAUCCACCCUGGUGGCUUCUUCUUGAUACGCCCGAUUCCUGGGACAAUGGGAUUGAAGACUGGGAGCAAAACUACGAGAAACGCCUCCCAACAUGGUUGUCAGCCUUGCAAGAGGCGGAGAAAGAAAUGAAGAAGUCAGGGACGCCCUUUCUUCUCUCAGCAUAUAUGCGAGAUAGCUGGGCCACGGGGCGUUUCUGGCUUAAUUAUGCCGCGAGGAAGAGUUGGGCAUUCGAUGCGAUUUACUGGAAAUAUCUAGAUGAAAAGUUCUUCGGUAAACGUGAUCCAAACAGCGGUGUGCCCAAAAGCAAGCUUUGGAAGACUAGAAUCCACCUUCUCAGCCCAGAAGAGCAAGCUGCCAUGGACACCAUGGUGGAAAUCAAGAUGGAGGAGUCAAAGGAACGGAUAUUGGUGGACUGGGAAGAUACAGAGGCAAGACAACGUUUGAAGUCAUUUUUGUUUGACUAG
Messenger RNA from Colletotrichum abscissum, 1431 nucleotides. RefSeq names its product phosphotransferase. The transcript is spliced from 2 exons. The coding region runs from base 1 to 1431 and encodes 476 amino acids. NCBI's taxonomy places the organism in Eukaryota, Fungi, Ascomycota, Sordariomycetes, Glomerellales, Glomerellaceae. The record is from RefSeq and is a predicted model, not a curated record.